AUGAGUAAGCACAAAAUAAGUAAACAAGUACAAGAUAGACAAGCACAAGGUUGGCAAGCACAAGGUGGGCAAGCACAAGACAGACAAGUGCAUACUGGGCAAGCACAAAGUAGGCAAGCACAAGGUGAGCAAGUGAAUAGUAGGCAAGCACAAG
This is a messenger RNA of Cetraspora pellucida, 154 nucleotides long. The record is from the annotation of a GenBank genome assembly. Lineage: Eukaryota; Fungi; Glomeromycota; Glomeromycetes; Diversisporales; Gigasporaceae.